Messenger RNA from Mobula hypostoma (lesser devil ray), 6774 nucleotides. It is a transcript of the gene phf21aa, whose product is annotated as PHD finger protein 21Aa. The record is from RefSeq and is a predicted model, not a curated record. NCBI's taxonomy places the organism in Eukaryota, Metazoa, Chordata, Chondrichthyes, Myliobatiformes, Myliobatidae. The transcript is spliced from 15 exons. The coding region runs from base 2394 to 4235 and encodes 613 amino acids. Gene Ontology annotation, molecular function: chromatin binding. Gene Ontology annotation, biological process: negative regulation of transcription by RNA polymerase II. Gene Ontology annotation, cellular component: histone deacetylase complex.
UGGGUGGGAAAGAUAGAGGGCUGGAGAGGAAUGAAUCUUAUAGAGGAAUGGAUCAUAGGAGAAAGGUAAAGUAGGAGGGGCACUGGGGGAGUGAUUGACAGGUGGGAGUGAGACGGAUUUUUUAUAUACCAGAAGGAGAAAUCAUUAUUCAUGCCAUGAGGUUGGAGGCUACCCAGAUGGAACAUAAGGUAUUGCUCCUCCACCCUGAGGAUGGCAUCAUGGCACUAGAAGAGGCCAUGGACCGAAGAGUUGGAAUUGAAAUUAAAAUGUUUGGCCCCCAGGAAAUUCCACUUCUGGCAGAUGGAGCAGAGGCGCUUAAUGACUCCCAAUUUACAACAGGUCUCACCAAUUUAUAGGGGGCCGCUUUGGGAGCACCAGAUACAAUAUACAACCCCAACAGAUAUACAGGUGAAUUGUUGCUUCACUUUUUGGGACCCUGAAUGGAGAAGAGAAAAGAGGUGAAUGGGCAGGUGUAGCAUUUUGGCACUUGAAGGGAUAUGUGCCAGGAGGAGAUUCAUUGGGAGAGUGAGUAGUUCCCAAACUUUUUUGGGUCAUCUCCCUCUUGGCUCUCAGACCACAUCUCCUCUCCCUUUCUGACCGUUACAUAAAAACCAUAAAGGAUUUUGAUUUGCAAUGCACAGUAAACAAAAAUAGGAACUGCAAAUACAAGGUGGCAAAUAAUUGCAACAAUUAUUCAAAUCUAUAUAAAGCAACAAAUGAAAUUGUUUAUUUAAUUACAGUAAAAAUUUUCACCAGUUUUAGAGAGUACAUUAGAAACAUAGAAAACCUACAGCACAAUAUAGGCCCUUUGGCCCAUGAUGUACUUACUUUAUAAAUUACCUGGGGUUACCCAUAGCCCUCUAUUUUUCUAAGCUCCAUGUGCCAAUCCAGGAGUCUCUUAAAAGACCCUAUCGUAUCCACCUCCACCACUGUCGCCGGCAGCCCAUUCCAUGCACUCACCACCCUCUGCGGUUUUUUAAAAAAAAACAACUUGCCCUGACAUCUCCUCUGUGCCAUUAGUAGUCCAAAUAUUCACUACUUCAUUGUGUUUUCACCUUUCAAUGAGAUGAAUGGGUUUGGUGCAGUAAUAUCAGCUUCUCAACAUCAAUCUGAAUGUCAGAUCCCCAUGUUCAGUAAUUUGCAGCCUGUUUCGUUGCUUUGAAAGAAGUUGGGUGACUGCACUGAAACAGCGCUCCACUGAAUAUAAUGUUGUAAAGGUAAUAAAGUACGAAUUGACCUUUUUCCACAAUAUAGCAUAGCUUUCAGAGAUUUCUUCAAGCAAAAGUCGUCAUGAUUUUUUAAAACCUGGCUUUAGCUCGCAGUAAUUUUGUAGCAUGUUCAGUUCUUCCUUGAUCGUUCCUGUUAAUUCCUCAUUACAAGUAUUCAGAAAUUGAUUUAUUUCCCAAUGUGGAAUUGGGAUUGAGAGAAGGUCCUGAAAUCUCCUUGACAUGUCUUUAUGUAGCUCAACCAGGUGGGUGCAGUACAACUGAAGAUUAUCUGGUAUUUUUCUUUACCAAAUCAGAGGCUUGGAAAUUGGAAAAGGUCGUGAACACCAAUAUUGCACUUAAAUAGGGUUAACUUGGAGAGAAAUGUGGAGAUAACCAAUUUGACUAUGAUAAGAUUCACCUAAUUUCUUUGCAAUUGAAGAUUGAUUUUGUUAAACUUUGUGACUAAUUCUGACAAAUAAGCAAUGUCAUGUCUGUUAUUCUAUAUUUAAUUACUGAAUAAAGCAUUCAAGUCUUCAGAGAAUUUUAUCAAUGUUUCAAAAAGCACAUAAAAAAGUUAUCAGGCAGUUUCCUUUUGAGAACCAUCUGACUUAUGUGUGCAACGGCAAUCAUUCAAACUGUUCAUCAUUCUCAUACAAAGCUCUGAAAUAGUGGAGAAUUGAGAGCUUGGGACUUGAUUUUAUUUACCCCAAUGAUGAUCUGUAUAGUGGAUCGAAAUAUUGAUUCCCUUUUCAUAUCUGUUUCUGCUCCCCUUGCAAAUAACAACUCUUGAACCAUGGUCAUCUUUUAUGAUGUGGACAUAACCAAGAAGCAAAGAUUCAUUGCCUGGCAAAGUUGACUUAUGCAACUGCAGCGCAAAUUCUGUUGUCCUAAAUAUGUUGGGUAAUGUAUCUUCUUCUGUGUCUAUCUAUUCAUUUGUCUUUGAACAGAGUUGCCACUGUGCGGAAUUAUUUUAAUUAUUUGGUCUGGUGACUAAAGCAAAACCGUACUCAGAACCUCCCUCAAUUCUUCUCCAAUAGUGUGGAGCUUUCCAGAUUUAGCGAUGAGCAAUGAAAUGUAUGAAGUACACAAACCAGCCCCUCGCUCCAGAUCCAUAACUAUCCAACCCACUCCACAAUCCUCAGUCCUUCUCCGAAAAAAGUCGUUGAACAGCUGAGGAAAGAUUUGAUGGUGAAACAGGACCACCAUGAAGGCAAAUUGCCAAUGCAACAGCCACAGAUGCAGACACAACAGCAACAACAGAAUGUACCACAGCUGAGCAGCCCACAGAAGACAAUAAGUGAACCUUCAGUUGUUACCACAAAGCAGAUUCCACUUACUCUACUGAAAACAACACAUACUAUGCCUGCCUCAGUCCUUUCACCAAGACCCACCAUUGCCAUGGUAACAGCUCUAAGCAACCCUCAGAAACCAGUGGUUAAUACAGACUCUCAAAACACACCCAUCAACCUACAGAUUACCAACAAACUGACAACUCUGGGGGCUGACGCUGUACGAAUAAUGCCAAAAUCAACUGUACAGUUGCAGGUACAGACGACAAACUCCCCACCAAUCAAGGUUCCCCAGUUCAUUCCUCCACCCAGGCUGACGCAACGCCCAACCCUUUUACCACAGGUUCGUCCAAAGCCAGUGAUGCCAAAUAGCAUUCCAAUUGCACCUGCCCCUGUGUUUACAACUUCGCAACUUAUCCAGCGACCAGUGAUGCUAACAAAACUAACGCCCACCACUCAGUCAUCAGCUGCAAAUUCCAUACAUCAAGCCAGAAUUGUGAAUGGACAACCUACUGCUGUCACCAAGACGCUACCAACUGCUCAGUUAACGGGCAUUGUCAUAGCCACCUCUGGUCCUAAGGUGGCUAGUCCCCAGCAGCUGAAACUCAGCAAAACAAAUCUGGACAAUAAGACCAUUAAACUUCAGGUUGAAUGGGAAGAAAAGCAGACUGAUGCUAGUCCUACUUCUCCAGUUCCACCUAAACCCAAGAAAGAGGAGAACCCAGAGAAAGUUGCAUUCAUGGUUUCUCUGGGGUUGGUUACACAUGAUCACCUUGAAGAAAUACAAAGCAAGAGACAAGAAAGGAAACGACGAACAACUGCAAAUCCAGUGUAUAGUGGAGCGAUCUUUGAACCAGAGCGCAAAAAAUCUGCAGUAACUUACUUGAACAGUCCUGUGCAGCCUGGGACACGGAGAAGAGGUCGCCCUCCUAAGUACAAUCACGUGUUGGGUUUGGGGGCAAUGGCACCUUCCUCCCCUCCGAGUCAUCCUGCCUCCCCAGAUUUCGAAAAAACAGAGAAUUUGCUCAGUUUUGCUGCUUCAGCACAGUCUGCAUCCAGUCCCAGCUCUGUAGAUGGUUUGCCCUAUUUAGCCACAAGAGCUACUUUACAAAGGGGUCCUGUCAGCAAGAUGCAAGAUGAGACAAAUGAUGUUGAAAACAUCACGAAAAAUCCCACCUUGUCUGGUGACAUCCAUGAGGAUUUCUGCUCUGUGUGUCGACGUAGUGGACAGCUGCUGAUGUGUGACACUUGUUCUCGUGUGUAUCACCUGGAGUGCCUGGACCCACCAUUAAAAGCCAUUCCCAAAGGAAUGUGGAUUUGUCCUAAAUGUCAGGAGCAGAUUCUGAAAAAGGAAGAAGCAAUCCCAUGGCCUGGAACUCUAGCAAUCGUUCAUUCUUAUAUUGCCUACAAAGCUGCAAAAGAAGAGGAAAAACAAAAGUUGUUAAAAUGGAGUGCAGAACUAAAGCAAGAGCGAGAACAGUUGGAACAGAAAGUUAAACAGCUGAGCAACUCCAUAACGAAGUGUAUGGAGACUAAGAACACAUUGCUGGCUCGGCAGAAGGAUAUGCAAUCCUCGCUGGAAAAAGUAAAACGACUAAUACACCUGAUCCAGGGUAUACAGCUCACAAAAAGUGACUCACCAACAGAUGAGGCUGUCAACAACCCCACAGACUAUAUGAAUGCUCCCACCGUUGAACCUUCACCAGUGAACUGUGACAGUAAUUUAGAGACCAAGUAGCUGAGAGAAAGGACUAGAUACUGUAGAAUUUACAAACCAUUCUGGGAACAAAAUUGUGACAGGUUGUUCCUGACUUGCCAAUUGAAGGGGGAUUCUGUGCUGGAUUUUGUUCUUAUAGAUCCACAUUGGGAGCGCCAGCUUGGUAAGAACCAGCGUCAAGCCAAGUGAAAUACCAGUGUGUGCCUGCUGCUGCCAAUUUGGUUUUUAGUUUGUCUACUCUUCAGGGAAAUAGGUAGAAAGCAAUGGUCAUGACUUAAUGAUCUGCCCUGGUCAUGGAUUGCAUUCAUGAUUCUCAAGUCCAGGACUGCUUGAGCAGAAUAGCAGAUAUUUAAUGCAAUUCAGUAUGAUGGGGAAACAUUGUGCAGAAUGCGGAAGUUGAAAGGCAUGAGAAUAUGUUGGUUCCAGUCAUUGACUGAAGUAGCAAAGGCAGAAUCAGAAGUUCAUCCGAGACAGGUACAUUGCGUAAUGGGCACAGCACAGAGUACAAUGAUAUUACUAUUUUGUUUUAAAUACAAAAAAAAACAAAUGGAGGUUUAUUAUUUGGAGGGUAUGUGGUGGCACCAAAACCAUGCAUGGCUUUUGAUGAAGAGUGUUUCUUUUUAACUUUAUUUUAAAAUGUCAUGUGGUUGUUCAUUGUACAAGUAGUUGUUUCAGUGUCUUGGGCACUGGAAAGACACAAGGCGGGCAGACUGAAUUUGUCCUGAGAUUUUGGGGGAGUUUAAGGUUUGGGAAAUAUUCAGGUCUUCCUAGUGUUAAACAAAUUAGCUAAGAAAAUUGUUGAGUGCUUUUGUUUCCUAAUGAUGUGAUUUAUAGAAAACAAAGUGUUAGAAGUUGAGCAGAUUCUGUAUAUAUAUAUAAAAAUGCAAAUAUAUAUUAUAUAUAUAUACAUCCCACCCACGCGCACCUCCCUGCACGCGCACAUUCCCGCACACACCCCUCCACACACACACACGCACACCCCCUCACACUUUCUUUGACUCUCUGUAUGUGUAAAAAAACAUCUGCUAUUGUCUGAACUGCCAAAAGCUAUAGUGAACCUGCAGGGAAUGAUCUUCAGUUUACUGGGGAAUAUACUGGAACAGUUUUACAGUUCUUACUAUUUCCGACUUCAUGAAAAGUGGAUUGAACAGGUAAUGAGAUCAGUUAAGUAAAAUGGUCAUAGGUCUUCAGUUAUGUAAAGAAAAAGGAGUAAGUCUGUUGUUUGUUGUGCAAGUACAGCCAGAAUGGAAAUUUAUAUUUGCAUUAAUAUUUAAUGUUGGUUGUACUUAAUUUAACAUAUCAGAGUGUGCUUGCCUUUACUUUUGGCACUCAGUGAAAAAUUCAGCCAUUUAUACUUAUAUUUGUAAUUACUAACCAAACAACAUGGCAGAUGGAAGAAGGAGUUUCUUCUGAACUAGUUAUGUGAAGAAUUGAAUUUUCCUGAUUGCUGCCUACCCACUCUGACAAUGGUGCAUGUACAGAACAUUUUUUUUCUGGGAAGAAGGGGAGGGAGGAGUUCUCUUCAAAGAUAGUGAUUUUCUGUCAUUACUUCGUAUUGGUCUUUUACAAAGUUUUUAAACCCAAUUCUGAACAUUAGUCAUAUUAAAGAUAUUUUUUCAUUGAAUUGAUACUCAUUGCAAUUUAUAAAAAUAACAUAAACAUGAAGAAAAUCUAUCUCAAAGCCAAAAGAUUUUUUUCUGAUUUGGUUUGCAACCAAAUAUUCAUUGGUGAAAGCUGAAUAGUAAUUUAAAUAAAAAAAAAGUGGUUGCAGAAGCAUUUCUGGAUGUAUCCCAAAAUCUUUAUUUCUUUAUUCUUUACAGUAUCUCAUAACAGCAGUGCUUCCCUCAACAUUCCUGCAUGAAAAUGGAUACUUAUUCUUCCUUUUCUUCUCAGUCAGGACAAACCUGUCAGUAAAUGUCUCUAUUGCCUUUAUUAGGACGUUCUGUUCUGCCGAUUAUAAUGCCUAUUUGAGAAUAAGCUGGAAAAUGAUAUUUAAAUUAAUAUGAAAAAUUAUAAAUAUUCCAAAAUAACCUUGUAUACAUAAUGUCAUUUGGUAACUGCAGUGAGUCAAUUAUGAAGCCACCAAUGUUCAUAAUCUUUCUUAAUUGACCUUGGUUCAGUUUCAAAGAGACUGUCAUGAUUUUUUGCUUGGUGGGAAUGGAGAUGUUAUCAAAGUAUAUUACUUGCCUUUCUUUACUACAGUAUGUCCUGGUCAUAUUUAGCCCUUAAUUUAACAUUUACUACCAUUUCUUAUUGGUACACUAUUUGUCACAUACAGCAAUUAAUGGCUGUUUGUGAGUUUAAAGCUAUAAAUUGUUAUGCUUUGCUAACAUACAAAAACUUAUGUUUCCGUUCACAUUGCCUUUGGAAAACACUUGAGUUCGUGACUUUUGAAGUCAUUGUCAUUUCUUUGUGUUCCAUUGUUCAUCACUGUCGUAAAUAAAUUUCACAAUGUCACCUAGAGUAUCUUCUAAAGUCUCCUGCAUGACUUGUCUGGUAAAACCAACAAUGACAAGUCUGAUCAGAUACGAGUUUGCUGAUUGGUGCUUGGAAAGGCGCA